Molecule: messenger RNA, 2655 nt
Organism: Pleurotus ostreatus (oyster mushroom)
Lineage: Eukaryota; Fungi; Basidiomycota; Agaricomycetes; Agaricales; Pleurotaceae
Gene: MNL1
Product: alpha mannosidase-like protein
Exons: 17
Coding region: 1-2655 (884 amino acids)
Biological process (GO): endoplasmic reticulum mannose trimming; carbohydrate metabolic process; mannose trimming involved in glycoprotein ERAD pathway
Cellular component (GO): membrane; endoplasmic reticulum
Molecular function (GO): mannosyl-oligosaccharide 1,2-alpha-mannosidase activity; calcium ion binding
Source: RefSeq, a predicted model, not a curated record
AUGCUAUGGAAGUACUGGCCAGAAGCCCUCUUUGCUGGCGUCCUCAUCUCGCUGCGGUGUUUAGCCUGGGGCACUGAUUCAAGCGCCACAAAUUUAUCAACUUCCUCAUAUGACCCGUGGACUACUCAGAGAAAGAUUGCAGUUAGGGAGAGGACUCGCCAGCUAUGGUACCAUGGCUUUGAUAAUUACAUGACUUUCGCGUUUCCUCUAGAUGAGCUAUCCCCCUUGUCAUGUACAGGCCGCGGACCAGACUGGGACAAUCCUUCCAAUAUUGCCACUAACGACGUCGCCGGCAACUUCUCCCUCACCCUCAUUGACGUGUUAGACACGCUGGUAGUGCUCAAUGAUCGGCCGCGUUUCGAAAUCGCAGUUCGGAACGUCAUUGAUUGGGUUAAUUUCGACGUCAAUACCAAGCCUCAAGUCUUCGAAACCACUAUCCGGGUCUUAGGUGGGCUGCUAUCAGGACACAUAUUUGCCAGCCAGACGGGCCAGCCUUUCCAUCUUCCGUGGUACAAGGGUGAACUCCUCAAAAUGGCAAAGGACUUAGGCGAAAGGUUACUUCCUGCUUUUGCUACUCCAACAGGAAUGCCAUAUGCUAGGGUAAAUCUUCGCCACGGUGUCAUGAAAGGUGAAACGCAGGAAACAUGCACGGCUGGCGCGGGAUCUUUAAUUCUCGAGUUCGCUACCCUUAGUCGACUGACUGGUGACGACCGCUUCGAGAAGGCAGCUUAUAAAGCUUUCUUCGCUCUGUGGAAUAGAAAAUCGGACAUUGGGCUUGUGGGCAAUACGAUUAAUACGUUUAGUGGUUUAUGGUCCCAUCCGGAAAUCACUGGAAUUGGCGCUGGUAUUGAUAGUUUCUAUGAGUACGCGUUGAAAUGGUACAUCCUAAGUGGGGAAGUCGAAUUCCUUGACGUAUGGAAGGAUUCGUAUGCCGCGCUAAUGCGGUAUUCUCGCGCAAUCGACGGCUAUUGGUACCGCAAUGUGAACAUCCACAGUGGCGACGUCUCGUAUUAUACUAUCGAUUCUCUGUCAGCUUUCUGGCCGGGCUUGCAAGUACUUUCUGGCGACGUCCAGAAUGCUAUCAAGUCUCAUAUGAUGUAUUGGAAUUUGUGGCGAGCUCACUCUGGUCUCCCAGAAGUGUACGAUACAAACUUCAAGACGGCUACUUCUUUCCAGUAUCCGCUUCGGCCUGAGCUUGCUGAGUCUACCUGGUAUUUAUACAGAGCCACUCGCGAUACAUUCUACCUAGACGUCGGGGAACGCAUCUUCGAAGACUUAGAGAACCGCGCCAAAGUUGGGUGUGGUCUGACUGGGAUUGCUGAUCUACGAACCAACAAAAGAGAUGAUCGGAUGGAAUCUUUUGCGUUAUCUGAAACCCUCAAGUAUCUCUACCUUCUCUUUGACGAAGAGAACCCACUUCAUAGUGACGACUCAAACUACGUGUUCACGACUGAAGGCCAUCUUUUGACCCUCCCACGGCAUCUCCUUCGGCCCGUACCCCCAGCACGCCUGCAAUUUCGCCAAAACGAAAGCCACCAAUGCCCAGCAUACCACCCAUUCGUUCAUUCAUACCCUAAUCAGAAGAAGCCGAAAAGAGGCCGCGGCCUCACGCUAGGGAUACGCUCUCGCAGCGAUAUAGAUUAUUCAAGGGAGCUAUUGGCGUUGCUUCCCGAUUCCGCCGAUCGAGACGCCUCGUCCUCAGACGGCUGGUGCGAGCAACCCAAAGUCGAGACAUAUUCUUAUGAUUUUAUAUUGUCUGCUGAUGGGCAAGCUACGCCAGAAGACCCAUUGCCAUCUCAACUCAAGCUCGCCGCUAUCUCGGGCGGAUAUAUAAUACACAAUAUUACUGGAAUACGCACGCAUAUCGUUCGACGCCUAGACGGGAAAGGAUACGACAUUACUAAACUGGGGCCACAUGCUGUAAAGACGGGCCAAAUUGUAUACAUCAACGACACUGCACUAUUCGGACCGAAGAAGGACGUUGAGCAAACGCCAUUACCGCCAGCACCCCACUCAGAUGGUGUUGUGCCACUGCGAUUUUUCGUGGACCUCAUGGACCCAACGCUUCGAGCCAGCACGAUUGACGGCUCCUCUGAGCUCGAUGCGGUGAUGACGGCUUGGACAAGCACGUUUGGAGGGAAGCUAGUCUCCGAGCCCGGGUCCGAGCCAAUUCAAUUCGCCCAUGGCGAGGGUGUCGUCGUCGCCAGCGAAGAUUCAAAUCUGCUUGGGUGCAACCCUUACGAGCGCGACUUCGACGGAGCUGCUGUGCUCGUACGUAGAGGCGAAUGCACGUUCGUAGAGAAGCUCCUGCACGCUAAAUCCGCAGGAGCAUCGGGCGUCAUCGUUAUCAGCGACAUCGAGUCGCGAUUGAAUCCGUCUGCAGACGCAGAAGAUCUCGAUCAGGCGGGCGACAUCAGCGACGUUGCUCUCGUCGUGCUGCCCCCGUCGAGCGGCUUUGUGGUAGACCAAUUGCUAAAACUCACGGAGUCUACUGGGAUGGGCAGACUGGUAGUGACGCUGGUCCCUGAAGGCCAGCCAGCCAUGCAUGACGAGGGACACAUUCCAGCAGAACUUCCAUCACGGACACAGCAGACCAAGAAACGGAUAUUGUAUCUUAACGGGCAUCCUUUAGUUAAUACUCAAUUAUUGAAUUGA